AUGGGAGUUAUCUCAAAGAGUUCGUUUGAGCGGACAGAGGUCAUUGGUCGAGGGAAAUUUGGAGUUGUUUAUAAAGGGUAUAACAAACAAACGAAGCAAGUAGUUGCCAUAAAAGUACUAAACUUAGAUACUGAGGAGGAUGAGGUUAUAGAUGUGCAGCAAGAGAUCCAGUUUUUGACAGAAUUGAAGAAUGUACCCAAUGUAACGCAUUACUACGGAUCAUUUUUAAACGAUACAAGGCUAUGGAUUGUGAUGGACUAUUGUGCCGGUGGUAGUGUUCGUACAUUACUUAAAUGUGGAGUUUUUGAAGAAAAGUACAUUGGGGUGAUAUUGAGAGAGUUAUUGAUUGCGUUACAAGCGGUUCAUAAGUUAGGGUUUAUACACCGAGAUCUUAAGGCGGCAAAUGUGUUGAUAACGAAAGAAGGAAAUGUUCGAUUAUGUGAUUUUGGAGUAGCGACGCAAAUAACAUCAAAUGCAUUAAAACGGACUACUAUGGCUGGGACGCCGUAUUGGAUGGCACCCGAAGUUAUACGUGAAGGGGACACAUACAAUGCAAAGGCCGACAUUUGGUCAUUGGGAAUUACUAUAUAUGAAAUUGCGACAGGAAACCCUCCAUAUUGUGAUAAAGACGCGAUGUGGGCCAUGCAAAUGAUAUCCAAACUGACGCCACCAAGAUUGGAGGGUCGAGAGUAUUCAUCUGCUUUGAAAGAAACUAUUGCAUUGUGUUUAGAUGAAAAUCCGGAAGAGAGACCAAGCGCAGAAGAUUUAUUAAAAUGUAAGUUUGUUAAAUUCUACAAAGGUCAUCCAACAGUGGUACUAAAGGAAGUUAUUUCAAGAUAUUUACUUUGGAGAGAUCGGGAUUCUUCGAGAGAUUCAGUGGCUUAUAUGAACUUAGAGGAGAAUAUGGUACCAACUCAUCCUCAUGGCAACGAAAAUAUUGAAAAUGAUAAUGAUCACCAGCUCCAAGUCAAGUGGGAUUUUGACUCUUUGAGUAGUCGUGAUUAUAUUAUUGAGAAUGAUAUAGAUAUGGAUCAAGUUGAGGAAAACUAUAAAGAUCCGUACAGGUACAACGAAGAAGAUGCAGCUAAUGAUACAUAUCAGACACAGUCUACAUUACAGAUGGGCAAUACCUUGAAUAAUACUAGAUCAAAUUUUGCUACAAGUACUUUAAAUAAUGAUUCAAAGUUUGCAAGCGAUAGAAUAAAUGCAACUGGAAGUACGCCCAACUCAGAGAUCCCAAAAUCACUUUUAACCUUGUUCCAAGAAGCAUCUCCCGAGAUUAAUGCGGCCUCCAGUAAUAUCAGUGGUCAAGGAUUCGAAUUGCCCCCAUCAUUUGUACCUAGUGACCAACGACUAGAAUCGCCAACUAUUGAGAUUCCAGAUAUGGAUAAUUAUGGUGGAUACGGAGAUAAACCCAUAACUAAUACUGGACAGCCGUCUCUUAAUAAGCCACCUACUUUAUAUCAUUCUCAAUCAGCAUCUGGUAAUUUAGAAACCAGGUUUUCAACAUCAGCAUCUGCCAACAGACAAAGAAAGUUAACUAUAUCAAAUACAUUUGGAAGUAAUUCAAGUGCAUCACAUCAGCCACCCCGUACGCCUUCAUCAACUACAUCUUCGAAUUUAAAAACUCCAUCUCCAAAACCAGUUCCAACAUCCUCUCUCAUGAAUGCCGCAGGCAUGUCGAGCACUUCUUCGCCAUCUAAAUCAAUGAAGGCUCUCCAAUCCAAUUCAAAUCCUUUGCUUCAACCCAUUAACUUUAAAUUGACAAACGAGCCAAGUGGUUCCAAUUCAAAUGGUGCAUCAAACCUUGGACCAACGAAUAAUAACAGUAUUACUCCUAACAAUAUUACCAACGGCAAUGGUAACUCAAAUCUAGGACCUUCUCAGAAUAACCCAAACGGCAGCGUUAAUAUUAAUAAUUCAAAUAUCAAUCAACCAUCGACAUCGCAUCUUCAACCUGCUACAACCGCAAAACCAAAGAAACCAAGGCCAGGGUUUCAUAUUCAAAUGCCUACACCAUCUAAUUCAAUUAAUCCACUCUCUGCAUUGACCCAUGAAUUUGAUCUGCACAGUAACCCAGCUUCCCAAAGCGAUAACGUGAAUCAGUUUGGUAUUAAUCCAUCCCAGAUUGGUAACUUGCCUUUAACAAUGACUCCUGUAACUGAGAAGGAAAAUCUUUCUUAUCCUACUGAAAGCGUAACUGAUUCUGAGGUUAUUAAUACUUCAUCUAAUUCAAGGCAUCAUCCAGCUCAAUUAAAGAAGGCCAAUACUUCUUCAGCAGUACCUACGUCGAGCCUUCCUACCACUAGUAACCCGUCUACAAUAAACUCGUUUUUGCCUAGAACUACUUCAUUAAGUGGUGCGCAUGGCAAUAGAGAAAAGUCGUCACAGACUUUCCCACAAAUUCCAAGUAUCAAUGGAGAAUUUUUCCUCGACACAACUCCUAAACACAAGUUGAUAAAUGAGCUUGAUACAAUGAUUAAAUUGUUUAAUCAAGGGUUAGAGGCUUUAGAAAAUGAUAUUUAA
Messenger RNA from Debaryomyces fabryi, 2526 nucleotides. RefSeq names its product putative serine/threonine protein kinase (gene KIC1). The record is from RefSeq and is a predicted model, not a curated record. Gene Ontology annotation, molecular function: protein kinase activity; ATP binding. NCBI's taxonomy places the organism in Eukaryota, Fungi, Ascomycota, Pichiomycetes, Serinales, Debaryomycetaceae. Gene Ontology annotation, biological process: protein phosphorylation. The coding region runs from base 1 to 2526 and encodes 841 amino acids. The transcript has a single exon.